Messenger RNA from Cuscuta europaea, 740 nucleotides. The record is from the annotation of a GenBank genome assembly. Lineage: Eukaryota; Viridiplantae; Streptophyta; Magnoliopsida; Solanales; Convolvulaceae.
UGAAACCCUUCAUCUCUCCGUUGCAGCUUAAGCCGUCAAGACAGGAAAAAUGGUGCAGCGGCUCGUAUACCGCUCACGCCAUUCCUAUGCCACGAAAUCAAACCAAAACCGUGUUGUCAAAACACCUGGGGGGAAGCUAGUGUUUCAAUCCACAAAGAAGAGGGCUAGUGGACCCAAGUGUCCUGUAACGGGAAAGCGGAUCCAAGGGAUUCCCCACUUGAGGCCUGCUGAGUACAAGAGGUCUAGAUUAUCCAGGAACAGAAGGACUGUUAACCGUGCUUAUGGUGGAGUCCUAUCAGGCAGUGCUGUCCGGGAAAGGAUUAGAGCAUUCUUGGUGGAAGAGCAGAAGAUUGUGAAAAAGGUGCUGAAGAUUCAGAAAACCAAGGAAAAGCAGGCUGCAAAGAGCUGAGAAAUACACCUCACGAAUUUAAAUCUUGUGUUUUGGUGUAGAAGUUUUGGAUACUGUGGUCAAAGAAUCAUGACAUGAUGUACUCUAUGGGGGUUUUAAUAUUUAGCUUUGUUCACCAUUGAGAGAUUCAUAAGUUUUCCUUCAGUUUGUUGAAGUUUCAAUUUACUUCCGAGUCUUUGUUAAAACAAACAUAUUUAAUUAUUAAAAUCGAUAAAUUUAUUGGAAACAUGACUUUCAUCUCAAAUUAUGCAUCUCCAUGAUCUCAUUAUGGAAAUAACGAACAUUUUUGUGAUAACAAUGAAUUGCAUAUAAAAAACAGCUCUUGUGAAUU